This is a messenger RNA of Xenopus laevis (African clawed frog), 2026 nucleotides long. RefSeq names its product telomeric repeat binding factor 2 S homeolog (gene terf2.S). Gene Ontology annotation, cellular component: nucleus; shelterin complex; chromosome, telomeric region. The transcript is spliced from 10 exons. NCBI's taxonomy places the organism in Eukaryota, Metazoa, Chordata, Amphibia, Anura, Pipidae. Gene Ontology annotation, biological process: regulation of DNA-templated transcription; telomeric loop formation; regulation of telomere maintenance via telomerase. The record is from RefSeq and is a predicted model, not a curated record. The coding region runs from base 271 to 1671 and encodes 466 amino acids. Gene Ontology annotation, molecular function: telomerase activity; telomeric repeat DNA binding; protein homodimerization activity.
GCCCGUGCGCGUCCCUUUUUGUACACGACCGCGCUGGAGGGGGCGGGGUUGGCGCGACAAGGCCUGCCAUUAGGUUGCCUGGGACGCCCGGCGGCAUUGCCUGGCACUGGAUGCUAGCGAGCUAUGAAUUCAACUUGCUGCAAUGUUACUACUUCUUCCGACCUUCCCAAUAUGGCGGCAAUAAGUUGCUGAUAGUCUAGCGCUACAGUGUGUCCGACAGGAAGUGUUUAUGGUUUCGCGGCGCGACUUUUCCCCUGAACUGAGAGGGAAAUGGAAAGAAACAGUACCCUUCGGGAAUGCGGGUCAGUUGACCCAUGUACACAAUUGGAGCUGACUGUCAACCAGUGGGUGUUCGAUUAUUAUUUUCACAUUGCAGUGGACGCCUUUAGGAAGGAUCAGCAUAAGGACUUCCAGGAGAUCCGGGACAUUGUUUCCGUCUUACUUCAGCGUCCUUUAGAAAUGAAAGCUCAAAAUGAUUGCAAGGUACGCAUAAUGCAGUGUCUUUCUCGGAUUGAAGAAGGUGAAGACCCAGAUUGCACAUUUAAUGCAGACAACAAUGAAACUCCUCUGGAAUCAGCUGUUGGACUUCUGGAUAUCAUCCAGAAAGAAAUGCCUCUUGAUGAAGAUUUACUCAAAACCAAUAAGCAAAUGGUUAAAGAAGCUGCAGUUUUGGUGUGUAUAAAAAAUCAGAAGUUUGAUCAAGCCAUCAGAAUCUUGAAGAAGUACAUUUCUAACUACAGCAAAAGAAAGCUGCGAGCUGAGCUGCAAAGCAUCAUCCAAGAAAAGAACCAGAAUCAUCCUUUAAUUACAAAUUUUUCCUUCACUUCCAUUAAGAAGAUGAUCUACCAGCUUUUUGAGAAACAUAUUGACGUUACAGCUCCCAUAUUACUGACUAUUGCCAAAAAGGAGCAAAAGUUACAGUGUUUGUCCCAGGACUCUCAAACCCCUACAACAGAGCAAGAAAGGACAACUUUACAGCUUCAGAAUGAAUCUCCUAGAUCUCCGCAGGUUGUCAGCUCAGAAGCAGACUGUGUAUUAUCAUUUGGACUGUCUGUGUUGAAAUCUAAAUUCAAGUCACUCUGCCAAGAUGAGGACCCUGACACAAUCUUCACGGAACUGUGUGAAACGGACUUCUGUAGCCUGGAAACCCCUAAUGACAUUCCUCCUGAGAAGGCUGGAACACACACACACACAAUAUUAAAGGGGCACAGGAAGAAACUGGUUGUAUCGUUGAAGCAGCUAGUAAAGGAAAAAGACAGCCAAUGUAUAAAUUUGAGCGAGAAUUCAAACGUCUCCCAUGACAGGGCACAUCAAGCUGUCCCUCCUGCUCCGAAACCACAGAAACCGCAAAUUACACCUAAGAAAAGGAAAUUAAAUCCGGUGUUAGACCGCUCAGAUAUUGUUGAAGAACAGGACACUUGGAGUGAAGCAGAUGAGCUGUUUAAAGGCAAGAGAGAGAAUGAAAAAACAUCCAAUAACACAACCACCAAUGGCAGGAAGCAGAAAUGGACACAAGAGGAGACUGAAUGGAUCAUACAAGGGGUGAAAAAAUUUGGUGAAGGCAACUGGAAAGACAUCAUAAAGAAAUACCCCUUCCAGAACCGUACCUCCGUCAUGGUAAAGGACAGAUGGAGGACCAUGAAGAAACUGGGGAUUGUGCCAGAUGAUUAACUUUGUUACCCGAAAGAAACAUUGUGUUCCUUCCUACUUUUAUCCUUGGAUGUCUUGCAGUAUCACUGGAACAGACCUUCAUUUCAGUGGAUGUUAAUAGCAAGAUUUCUACCAAAGUGCAUUGCAGUACUUUCAUUAGUAGACUACAAGGCCUCUGGAUUAAGUACUAUCUAAAUAUAUCUGAUUGACCUGUGCAGAACAUGUAUUCCUAGUCACAGAAGGUAUAUUUAUCUUGAAAUUCAAAAACAUUAAAGGAACAAUAACAUAAAAAAAAUGAAAGUGUUUAUAAGUAAUAAACAAAAAAUGUAGCGUUGCCCUGCACUGGUAAAACUGGGGUGUAGUCAGAAAGACUAUU